This is a messenger RNA of Aspergillus aculeatinus CBS 121060, 3622 nucleotides long. Its product is annotated as NACHT domain-containing protein. Bases 1 to 3600 code for a protein of 1199 amino acids. Lineage: Eukaryota; Fungi; Ascomycota; Eurotiomycetes; Eurotiales; Aspergillaceae. The record is from RefSeq and is a predicted model, not a curated record. The transcript is spliced from 5 exons.
AUGACAGUGAAAGAAUUCUCGUGUCGAGAAGUCACGAAGAGACCCACAACGACGCGCGACCUGAUCGAGCGCUUCAAGGCUGUCGGCCCAGAGACCGAGCAAGGCAAAGCGCUUCAUGGUUUGGCGACUCGCAUGCUCGACAUCUUCAAAGAUGAAAAAAAGCCGUCGUACUCGAAUGAAGCAGCCCAGCUGGCAACUAUCUUGUCCGACACGGAGCCCGCGGGUCUUCUGGAAGCGUUCAUUAAUGCCGUCAGCCGCGGCGCCAGCGACAAUGAGCUUGUUGACACCCGCUUGCUCAUCGAUCUGUGCUACGUUCUUCGAAACUCCAAGGAGAUGCAGAUGGCGCCCUCGAGAAACAAUACCAACUGCCUGGCAACGUUGCUUGACGCCAUGGUCGACAUCAAGAUAUCAGAUGUCAGCCGAGAAACCACGCACGAGCCGCUUCUGAGCAAACUGAAGUCGCUUCGCAAUCACUCGGAGCCUCGUCUGGCUCAGGCCGCUUGUUACGCACAUGAAGCGUUGCGCGGGGUCCCGGACGAUGAAGGGCAAUGGCAGGCCCUCUGUCGCUAUAGCUGGAUGGUCCUGGAGCCUACUGCGAAGAUCGCAGGUGCAAUAUCCACCAUGGAUCCCACCAAGGCAAUCGAUGCGACAUCGGACAUAUUCAAACUGUUGGAGACACUCAAAGGUAUCAUCGGAGCCGGCAGGGACGUGUACACUGCAUCGGAAUCGCUUCAAGACUUGUUUCUGCAGACUCUAGGCUAUUUGCCCAAGGAAAAGCUGUGGUACGGUGCACUCAGGUACACUGGGUUACUGAUUGAGGAUCGUGCAUUGAACACAUUGAAAGACCUUCUACCACGACUCGAUUGUCUAAGUAAUGAAUCUUUCUGGUGUGGUCUCUACGCUCAACUUGAGCAAAGCUGGAAGAAGCAUGAAGAAAUGAGAGACGGAAUUGAGACGUUCAUUGAGUGGACACUAUACGACUUUCCGGUUCGAAAAAGCUGCCCGAGACAAGCGGGAAAGGAAUCCCCAAGGUUCCAGUCUUGGAUUGCACUUGUCGCCAACACCCUUGGUAAGCUGCAUUGGAAGAAGGACCAGCCACCCCCAUCUUGGAGACGUCGCAUUUUUAAGAAGACCGAAUAUAUGCCCACGCUGGAGAUCUUUUGUAAGUUGGAACAGUCGGAUGAUCUCAGCCACGGCGGUCUUCUUGACAAAGCCUGGUCCAAAUGCGAGAAGGCGCAAGCAUUCUUUGCGCAGGUGGCCGCAGCGGAGCAUUACACGAGGGGGAAGCGUCUGGAGAUCACGCGAGUAUCCGGGGCCCUACUUCCGAUGGAACGGUGCUACAUCAAUCUGGCGAUCAUAGAAUCUUUGGCGAAGGAUGGGAAGUCUCUCGAUCCGAUGGCCCAACGGCAAGCCGAACUUUCGCUGUUCGAGCAGCUCAAGCGGGCCCUACGUAAUGGCACGUCCAAUCGGCCCAAACGAGUCUUGAUCCGAGGGCGAGCUGGUGUUGGAAAGACCACCCUGUGCAAAAAGAUCAUGCACGAAUUUCACCACAACAACAUGUGGAAAAGUCAUUUCGAGCAUAUCUUCUGGGUUCCUCUACGAAGGCUCAAAGGCCAAGCGGAUUUGGAGGGAUACUUGAAACAGGAGUAUUUCCUGCUGGAUAACGACAAGGAGAUUCUAGUCCAGGCUCUGCUGAGAGUUGUGCUGGACCAAAGAAGAACCCUCCUCAUAUUGGACGGCCUUGACGAGAUUGUGGGGGAGAGAAGCGGAUUUGGAAAUGAGGUGACUCAGUUCUUCGGGGAGCUCUUUGAUCGUGAGAAUAUUAUUGUUACCUCAAGGCCGUAUGCUGCGGUUCCUGCCGGUGGGGAAGCAUUUGACCUGGAGUUGGAGACUAUCGGAUUUCGCCCCCAAGAAGUCAAGGAAUACAUCCGGAGUGUCGUUGACCCUGAGUCAAGUGAGAACAUCGAGCAAUUCAUCGAGCGAUAUCCAAUCAUACAAGGACUGGUUCAAAUUCCGAUCCAACUGGACGCACUUUGCUUUGGAUGGGAUACUAAAGAUGGCAAUCGAAAAGAAUUGUGGCGGAAGGACAUGCAACAGUUGCUCGGAAAGAGUCCCUACGAAGCCCGGCAAUAUCGUGAGUUGGGACAGAUCAAGAAGGAAUUGACUGCCGAAGUCGAGGCGAUCGAAACAUUGGCAUUCUACGGUCUUGUUGCAAAUAUUAUCGAAUUUCAACCUGGGCACCUAAAAGCUCUCUACACCCAGUUUCCGCAGCUGAAUGAUGGGCAUCUGAGCAAGAUGUCCUUUUUGCGAACUUCCGAUACAUCCUCUGAUGAUAUGAAAAACUAUCACUUCCUCCAUCUCACCUUCCAGGAAUUCUUCGCUGCGCAGUAUUUUGUCCGAUUUUGGAUCGAUGAGAAGGCAAUACCGUUGACUACCAUUUCUUCCAAUGGAGUCAUCAGAACUACAGAUAUCGUCCCAAAGCAAUUCCUCCGGCAGGAAAAGAACGCACCGCGGUAUAACAUCAUGUGGCGAUUUGUGGCUGGGCUGCUGUCUGUCACAAACAGAGGGAAGCUAUUGGAUUUCAUGAAUGCAUUGGAUGGUGAACCGCGUGACGUCUUCGGCCCUGCCCAUCUGCGGAUUCUUAUGCACUGCUUUAGUGAGGUGGGCUUAACGAAUGACGAUGAAGCACUGGGACACUUAGAAGCGAAUGUCGAAAGGCGGCUGCUGCGACUGUUCCUGACAGUUCCUAACUCGGCUUCCCGCUAUGCCUCGCUGGCAAAGGAGAGGGAAUUUCCGGAGCAUCUAAUCGAGGGAGCCUUUCGCAUCCGACCCUCCAAUUAUGAUAGUAUUUGGUUCUAUUAUGACUUUCUCUACAAGGUCCUUGCUCUUUUAAACAGCAGCGACAGCUUUGUUGUUGGUCGUGCGCUGCGAAGUAUGGACUCGUUGGAUGACUUGCCGGAGCAAAUUGUCAAAUCCUUGGUAACAAUAAUCAAACAUGGCACGGAAAAUCAUGCAGAAGUGGCAGUGGAUGUUCUCUCAAGCAUUGAGAUCCCUGCCAAUCCAGCUCGCAGUCUAGUAGUUGUUGCUAUUUCCAAGCGAUUCGAAUGGGUUUGGGCGUUGAAAAGCUCCCGAAUGAUCCCAGAGGAUGUUCUCAGGUUGUUACUUCCGCACGUGGAAUCAAACGUGUCCGGUCAACGAUACAACGUCAUCGCAAUUGUGCGCAAUCAAAUCAACCUCCCAACAACCAUCAUUGAAGACCUGCUUUCCUCAAUGGAAAGCGAGUCGGCACCGGAUUGGACAGCGAUUGAGGCAGAGCUCGUUUUGAGAGAUCGAGCCCAAUUCUAUUCAAUUUUACCAGGGCUCAGUCAGCGGGCCUGGCAAGCGUUCUUCGAAAUCUGGGCCGAGAGAAGCAUCCACCAAAACCUCAAUUUUUACGUUCUGGAUGAUGUGCUCUACAUCAAUAUGCCUGAGGGCUCUUGGCAAGUGAAGAUCGAUACUCCGGAAGGGAGGGAGAAGCUCGAGUGUGGGAUCAGGGCUGCUGAGCGAAGGCUCAGAAAGCUCGAGGUUGAGUCUUGUCCUCCAGAUUUGCUGGGUGACUAGGUAGGGCGAGCUCAUAGACUUG